AUGGACACACAAGCAGAAAUAUCUCAGAAGGACAUCUAAUGUUAUCCCCGGAUUGUGACAUAAAAGAUAAUGACAGUAGACAGGAUUCUCCAGGAGAUAACCCCAUUACCCCAAUUAUACAUCCAGCUCUAUCAGCUGAUCCCUCUGAUCCUGGGAAAUGUUCUCCUGAUCACUCUGAUAUUGGUGCAUCUGUUACAGCUCUGAGAGUAGAUACAGAGUUUCCCUGUUCUAUAGAUACCAAAUGUUUUACACAGAACACAAAGCUUAUUACCCAUCAUCCAGCUAAAGCAGGUGAGAGGCCACUGAUAUGUUCUGAGUGUGGGAAAUGUUUUACAAAGAAAUCAUAUCUUGUUAUACAUCAGAGAAGUCACACAGGUGAGAAGCCGUUUUCCUGUUCUGAGUGUGGGAAAUGUUUUGCAUGCAACUCAAAUCUUGCUACACAUCAGAGAAAUCACACAGGUGAGAAGCCGUUUUCCUGUUCUGAGUGUGGGAAAUGUUUUUCAUGGAAAUCACAUCUUGUUACACAUCAGAGUAGUCACACAGGUGAGAAGCCAUUUUCAUGUUCUGAGUGUGGGAAAUGUUUUACACAGAAAUCAGCUCUUGUUACACAUCAGAGACGUCACACAGGUGAGAUGCCGUUUUCCUGUUCUGAGUGUGGGAAAUGUUUCGCAUUUAAAUCAUAUCUUGUUAUACAUCAGAUAAGUCAUACAGGUGAGAAGCCGUAUUCCUGUUCUGAGUGUGGGAAAUGUUUUGUAUGGAAAUCAGAUCUUGUCACACAUCAGAGAAGUCACACAGGUGAGAAGCCAUAUUCCUGUUCUGAGUGUGGGAAAUGUUUUGCAUUUAAAUCAUAUCUUGUUCCACAUCAGAGAAGUCACACAGGUGAAAUGCCGUUUGCCUGUUCUGAGUGUGGGAAAUGUUUCGCAUUUAAAUCAGCUCUUGUUAGACAUCAGAGAAGUCACACAGGUGAGAAGCCGUAUUCCUGUUCUGAGUGUGGGAAAUGUUUUGUACGGAAAUCAGAUCUUGUCACACAUCAGAGAAGUCACACAGGUGAGAAGCCGUAUUCCUGUUCUGAGUGU
This is a messenger RNA of Pseudophryne corroboree (corroboree frog), 1076 nucleotides long. RefSeq names its product gastrula zinc finger protein XlCGF17.1-like. The transcript has a single exon. NCBI's taxonomy places the organism in Eukaryota, Metazoa, Chordata, Amphibia, Anura, Myobatrachidae. The annotation marks the transcript as partial. Gene Ontology annotation, molecular function: DNA-binding transcription factor activity, RNA polymerase II-specific; RNA polymerase II cis-regulatory region sequence-specific DNA binding. The record is from RefSeq and is a predicted model, not a curated record. Gene Ontology annotation, biological process: regulation of transcription by RNA polymerase II.